This is a messenger RNA of Vigna angularis (adzuki bean), 1011 nucleotides long. RefSeq names its product protein FAR-RED IMPAIRED RESPONSE 1-like. Bases 1 to 1011 code for a protein of 336 amino acids. Lineage: Eukaryota; Viridiplantae; Streptophyta; Magnoliopsida; Fabales; Fabaceae. Gene Ontology annotation, biological process: regulation of DNA-templated transcription. Gene Ontology annotation, molecular function: zinc ion binding. The transcript is spliced from 3 exons. The record is from RefSeq and is a predicted model, not a curated record.
AUGUCUACAACUCAGAGAAGUGAGGGAAUGAAUGCCUUUUUUGAUGGAUUUAUCAAUUCUACAACAACACUUCAACAAUUUGUGGUCCAAUACGACAAUGCACUUAGGGUAAAGGCCCAGAAGGAAAUAGAAGCCGACUUCUCCUCCAUGAACACCACUAUUGCAUGUGAUUCUCAGUCACCAAUUGAGAGACAAUUUCAAGUGGAAUACACACAUGCAAAGUUUGAGGAGGUCCAAACUGAAUUCCGUUCAAGGAUGAAUUGUUUCAUCAAAGACACCUUAAAGGAGGACUUGUGGAACACUUACACUGUAAAAGAGGAACGAAUGUGGGAGGGUAAUCGUGUACCAGAUAAAUUUUACAAAGUUCAAUUUGAUUCCAUCACACAGACAACCACUUGCUCUUGCCAACUCUUUGAGUUUAGAGGAAUUAUAUGUCGUCAUUCCCUCUUGGUAUUUGGUCAAGAAGAUGUUUACAGUGUUCCCUCACAAUACAUUUUGAGAUACAAACUGUUGUGCAAACGUGUUUAUGAAAUUGCUGAAGUUGCAUGUGAGUUUGAGGAAGCUAGUACUGAAUUGGAAAAAGAACUUAAUUGUUUGGGUACAAAAUUUGGGUUCAGUUCUUCCAUGACAAAUAACAUCAUCAGUGAUGCAGGCCAACUAAGAUACGAUAUUGGUGCAUGCACGUCAAUACCACUUAGUCCAGUUGGAACAUCUGAUGUCCUUGUACACAGUCCUGCAACUGUUAAGCGAAAAGGACGUCCACGCACAAAUAGGUUGAAGUCCACUGUUGAGAAAAAAACCAAAAGAAGAAAGUCAAGUUCAUUCACAAACACUUCAACACCACCCACCGAACAAUGCGGCGAAAGACCAAGUAAUGUUGUUGAAUGUGAUCACCGUGAACAAUUUGAAGCCGACACUAUCCAACUAUCACAAGAUACCGAAAUGGGUCAUUUUGGAUUUUUGUCGUUGUUGUCAGCUGUACAUAACAAUUUUGAUAACAACAUCAACUGA